GCUGCCCGUGGAGGGCAUGAGGAACAUCCUGAUCACCAGCGCUCUGCCCUACGUGAACAACGUGCCCCACCUUGGCAACAUCAUUGGCUGCGUCCUCAGUGCUGACACCUUUGCCAGGUACUGCCGCCUGCGGAACUGGAACACGCUCUACUUGUGUGGCACGGACGAGUAUGGCACCGCCACCGAGACCAAGGCAGUGGAAGAGGGGCUGACACCGCAGGAAAUCUGCAACAAGUACCACGCCAUCCACGCUGACAUCUACCGCUGGUUUGGCAUCUCUUUCGACCACUUCGGCCGCACCACCACACCGAGCCAGACCACGAUUGCCCAGGACAUCUUCCAGCGCCUGCUGGCACGUGGGUUCCUGCUGCAGGACACGGUGGAGCAGCUGCGGUGCGAGGGCUGCCAGCGGUUCCUGGCCGACCGCUUCGUGGAGGGGACUUGCCCCUUCUGCAGCUACGAGGAGGCACGUGGGGACCAGUGUGAUAAGUGUGGCAAACUCAUCAAUGCUGUGGAGCUGAAGAACCCACAGUGCAAACUCUGCAGGGGUGUCCCCAUAGUGAAGCCCACUCAGCACCUCUUCCUGGACCUCCCCAAGGUGAGCCUCAGGCUGGAGGCCUGGCUGGAGCAGUCCUGGGCCACAGGGGACUGGACGGCCAAUGCUCGCUACAUCACCCGGUCCUGGAUCCGGGAUGGGCUCAAACCACGCUGCAUCACCCGCGACCUGAAGUGGGGCACACCGGUGCCCCUCGAUGGCUUCCGUGACAAGGUCUUUUACGUCUGGUUUGAUGCUCCCAUUGGGUACUUGUCCAUUACAGCCAACUACACUGACCAGUGGGAGAGGUGGUGGAAGAACCCACAGCAGGUUGAGCUCUACAACUUCAUGGCCAAAGACAAUGUUCCAUUCCACAGCGUCAUAUUCCCCUGCUCGCUCCUGGGUGCUGAUGACAACUACACCCUGGUGAACCACCUCAUUGCUACAGAGUACCUGAACUACGAGGACGGGAAGUUUUCCAAGAGCCGGGGUGUGGGGGUGUUUGGGGACAUGGCCAAGGACACCGGCAUCCCUGCGGACGUCUGGCGCUUCUACCUGCUGUACCUGCGGCCUGAAGGGCAGGACAGCGCUUUCUCCUGGAGCGACCUCAUGCUCAAGAACAAUUCAGAGCUGCUGAACAACCUGGGCAACUUCAUCAACAGAGCUGGCAUGUUUGUGUGCAAGUUCUUCGGUGGCACCGUCCCCGACAUGGUCCUGACGCCGGACGACAAGCGGCUCUUGGCCCGUGUCACUCUGGAGCUGCGCCAGUACCACCAGCUGCUGGAGAAAGUCCGUAUCCGGGAAGCUCUGAGAUGUAUCCUCAGCAUCUCUCGCCAUGGCAACCAGUACAUCCAGGUGAAUGAGCCCUGGAAGCGGAUCAAGGGGGAUGAAAAGGACAGGCAGCACGCAGGCACCGUGACUGGUGUGGCUGUGAACAUGGCUUCCCUGUUGGCUGUGAUGCUGCAGCCCUACAUGCCCAGCAUCAGCCUGGCCAUCCAGGGGCAGCUCCACAUCCCCCCAGACUGCUUCGUCCUGAGCCACGACUUCACCUGCACCCUGCCCCCCGGGCAUCGUGUGGGCACUGUGAGCCCCCUUUUCCAGAAGCUGGAGAAUGACCGGGUUGAAGCCCUGCGCAGACGCUUUGGGGGAGGGCAGCCUGAAGAUCUCACUGUAGAGCCCCAG
This is a messenger RNA of Nestor notabilis (Kea), 1717 nucleotides long. RefSeq names its product methionyl-tRNA synthetase (gene MARS1). The transcript has 13 exons. The record is from RefSeq and is a predicted model, not a curated record. The annotation marks the transcript as partial. Gene Ontology annotation, molecular function: ATP binding; methionine-tRNA ligase activity. Gene Ontology annotation, cellular component: cytosol; aminoacyl-tRNA synthetase multienzyme complex. Lineage: Eukaryota; Metazoa; Chordata; Aves; Psittaciformes; Psittacidae. Gene Ontology annotation, biological process: methionyl-tRNA aminoacylation.